GCUGCAGCGGCGGAGCCGAAGCCGGGAGCGGGAGCGGCUGCCGGAUCGCAGCCCGCGAGGCCCGCUGCAGCCAUGGGCAACCGCGGCAUGGAGGAUCUCAUCCCGCUGGUUAACCGGCUGCAGGACGCCUUCUCCGCUAUCGGCCAGAACGCGGACCUCGACCUGCCGCAGAUCGCCGUGGUGGGCGGCCAGAGCGCCGGCAAGAGCUCGGUGCUCGAGAAUUUCGUAGGCAGGGACUUCCUGCCCCGAGGGUCAGGCAUCGUCACCCGACGCCCCCUGGUCCUGCAGCUGGUCAAUGCCACCACAGAAUAUGCCGAAUUCCUGCACUGCAAGGGGAAGAAAUUCACCGACUUCGAGGAGGUGCGCCUGGAGAUCGAGGCUGAGACCGACCGGGUCACGGGCACUAACAAGGGCAUCUCCCCGGUGCCCAUCAACCUCCGCGUCUACUCGCCGCAUGUGCUGAACCUGACACUGGUGGACCUUCCCGGAAUGACCAAGGUCCCGGUGGGGGACCAACCUCCUGACAUCGAGUUCCAGAUCCGGGACAUGCUCAUGCAGUUUGUCACCAAGGAGAACUGCCUCAUCCUGGCUGUGUCCCCGGCCAACUCCGACCUGGCCAACUCUGAUGCUCUCAAAGUUGCCAAGGAGGUGGACCCCCAGGGCCAGCGCACCAUCGGGGUCAUCACCAAGCUGGAUCUGAUGGACGAGGGCACAGAUGCCCGUGAUGUGCUGGAGAACAAGCUUCUCCCCCUGCGCAGAGGCUACAUAGGGGUGGUGAACCGGAGCCAGAAGGACAUUGAUGGCAAGAAGGAUAUCACGGCCGCUUUGGCCGCUGAGCGCAAGUUCUUCCUCUCCCACCCAUCCUACCGCCACUUGGCGGACCGCAUGGGCACACCCUACCUGCAGAAGGUCCUCAACCAGCAACUGACCAACCACAUCCGGGACACACUGCCGGGGCUUCGGAACAAGCUGCAGAGCCAGCUCCUGUCCAUAGAGAAGGAGGUGGAGGAGUACAAGAACUUCCGGCCUGAUGACCCAGCGCGCAAGACCAAGGCCCUGCUGCAGAUGGUCCAGCAGUUUGCCGUGGACUUUGAGAAGCGCAUUGAAGGCUCAGGGGACCAGAUCGACACCUAUGAAUUGUCAGGAGGAGCCCGCAUCAACCGGAUCUUCCAUGAACGCUUCCCCUUUGAGCUAGUCAAGAUGGAAUUUGAUGAGAAGGAGCUCCGAAGGGAGAUCAGCUACGCCAUCAAGAAUAUCCAUGGCAUUAGAACGGGGCUCUUUACCCCAGACAUGGCCUUUGAGACCAUUGUGAAAAAGCAGGUGAAGAAGAUCCGAGAACCGUGUCUCAAGUGUGUGGACAUGGUUAUCUCGGAGCUAAUCAGCACGGUUAGACAGUGCACCAAGAAGCUGCAGCAGUAUCCCCGGCUGCGGGAAGAGAUGGAGCGCAUCGUGACCACCCACAUUCGGGAGCGUGAGGGUCGCACCAAGGAGCAGGUCAUGCUUCUCAUCGACAUUGAGCUGGCGUACAUGAACACCAAUCAUGAGGACUUCAUAGGCUUUGCCAAUGCUCAGCAGAGGAGCAACCAGAUGAACAAGAAGAAGGCUUCAGGGAACCAGGAUGAGAUUCUGGUCAUCCGGAAGGGCUGGCUAACCAUCAAUAAUAUUGGCAUCAUGAAGGGGGGCUCCAAGGAGUACUGGUUUGUGCUGACCGCUGAGAAUCUGUCCUGGUACAAGGACGAUGAGGAGAAAGAGAAGAAAUACAUGCUCUCCGUGGACAACCUGAAGCUACGGGAUGUGGAGAAAGGGUUCAUGUCAAGCAAACACAUCUUUGCCCUCUUUAACACUGAGCAGAGGAAUGUCUACAAGGAUUAUCGGCAGCUGGAGCUGGCCUGUGAGACACAGGAGGAGGUGGACAGCUGGAAGGCCUCCUUCCUGAGGGCUGGCGUGUAUCCUGAGCGUGUUGGGGACAAGGAGAAAGCCAGUGAGACUGAGGAGAACGGCUCAGACAGUUUCAUGCACUCCAUGGACCCACAGCUAGAGCGGCAGGUGGAGACCAUCCGGAACCUGGUGGACUCAUACAUGGCCAUUGUGAACAAGACCGUACGGGACCUCAUGCCGAAGACCAUCAUGCAUCUCAUGAUCAACAAUACGAAGGAAUUCAUCUUCUCGGAGCUGCUGGCCAACCUGUACUCAUGCGGGGACCAGAACACGCUGAUGGAGGAGUCGGCGGAGCAGGCGCAGCGGCGCGACGAGAUGCUGCGCAUGUACCACGCACUGAAGGAGGCGCUCAGCAUCAUCGGCGAUAUCAACACGACCACUGUCAGCACGCCCAUGCCCCCGCCCGUGGACGACUCCUGGCUGCAGGUGCAGAGCGUACCGGCCGGACGCAGGUCACCCACGUCCAGCCCCACGCCGCAGCGCCGAGCCCCCGCCGUGCCCCCAGCCCGGCCCGGGUCGCGGGGCCCUGCUCCUGGGCCUCCGCCUGCUGGGUCCGCCCUGGGGGGGGCGCCCCCCGUGCCCUCCAGGCCGGGGGCUUCCCCUGACCCCUUCGGCCCUCCCCCCCAGGUGCCCUCGCGCCCCAACCGCGCCCCGCCCGGGGUCCCCAGAAUCACUAUCAGUGACCCCUGAGGAGCGUCAGCCACGCCGAUCGGGUCAGGCAAGUCCAUCCCGUCCUGAGAGCCCCAGGCCCCCCUUCGACCUCUAACCAGAUCCCUCUAUUCCUCGGAGACCUCCCUUUCCAAGCCUGCCUGGACGGCUGUUCCGUGACUUAACAGUGGCUCCCCAGCCCCAAAGCCUCCCCCUUCAUCUGUGACAGUCUGUUGUAGUGGUGAGCUGACACAUCCAGGCGUGAUGAUGUGGUGAAAACUUGUGCCCCUCUGUGGUAUUGCUCCUACCCCAAUCUAUAAAUAACUAUAAAUACUCAUAUAUAUAUAUAUACACACACACACACACACACACACACACGGCCGCCACAGCCUUGCCUCUAGUGUUGGCAAUCAAUCAUCAUGCUGUCUGUGAGGAGUCUUGUGGCCUAACCACCAGGGAACACUGUCACCCUGACAUCCCCCUCUCCAAGGUGUGCCACCUCUGAUGAGCCUCCCUGUCACGCCCCGCCUGUGGACAGCCACUUUUCCGUCCCUCCCCCACCCGAGCCCGGGGGGUGCUGUCCUGGAGGCUGUGUGGCUCUCUACCACCGGUCUUGCUGUCUCUUGGCUGAGAAUAAAACCCAUUUCUGGAUGAUGGGAAGCUGCCCUCUGUUGGUUUAUGUUCUUUGUGGAGUUCAGGGGAAGGGGAAGGCUUAAACACUGGGACACAGGGGUGGGGAAGGGCCCAGCCGUUGCUAGGGU
This is a messenger RNA of Enhydra lutris kenyoni (northern sea otter), 3347 nucleotides long. Its product is annotated as dynamin 1. Gene Ontology annotation, molecular function: microtubule binding; GTPase activity; GTP binding. NCBI's taxonomy places the organism in Eukaryota, Metazoa, Chordata, Mammalia, Carnivora, Mustelidae. The coding region runs from base 73 to 2628 and encodes 851 amino acids. The transcript is spliced from 23 exons. The record is from RefSeq and is a predicted model, not a curated record. Gene Ontology annotation, cellular component: membrane; microtubule; cytoplasm.